This is a messenger RNA of Moneuplotes crassus, 845 nucleotides long. Lineage: Eukaryota; Ciliophora; Spirotrichea; Euplotida; Euplotidae. The record is from the annotation of a GenBank genome assembly.
UUUUUAACUCAUAAUGAUGAACAGAAGAAGUCUCAGUUGCCCACUAGCUGAGGGAGGGGGAAAUACCAGUUCUAUUAGGAAGGACUAUUAUAGAUCUAAAGCAGCUCAAACUAAUAGGCUUUAACUUUCCUAUCCACAAAAUCGAUAUACGAACUCUAAAAAUGCUGAACAAUGCUCGAAAGAUGAGAAACCAGAAGGUAAAGGAGAAAAAGAAGACUUUCUGAAAACCCAUAUUCAAAAAGACUCACAUAACUCAAAAGAGGUCAAUGACAAACCCUAAUUCAGCCCAGGUUUCUCCUUCCAAAUUCCACAUAAAAAUUGAGGAUACUAAAAACUCUGACGAUGGUAAAGACUUUUUUGAGAUUAAGAAGACCUGAAUUCCUCAGAGUACAAAGAUAAUACAGGAGAUCGACACAAAAUUUACCCCUAAAGCAGUGAGGCUCUCCCAAUUAAGACCUGAUAGUGAGUCUCAUUACCAAGAAGGCAGCCAAAAUUCAUAUCUCAAUAUGCCUCUUACGAUGAGAAUGAGCACUGGUGCGAAGAGCUUAGGCAAGGAAAAAAUGUUUCCGACCCUUACAAUCACCGGCCCAACACCUUUGACAGAAACCUCAAAGAAGCUACAAAGUAAAAUUUCGUUAAAAAGAUUCAAAAGCCUAAAGCAGAAGCCAUUUUGCAGAAAAUUUCUGAAUACUCGAAUUAAGGGCAAAUGAGAUAGACUUGGAAUUGACAAAUGAGAAAUAAACAAAGAUCUGAUGGACAAGUUUUUGAAUAAUAUGGUUGAGAACAUUUUCAUAAGGAGCAAACAGAAAAAGAAAGAGUUGAAUAAAGAUGGAUUGAAAUUAUAA